CGGCUUAAAGUUCCAAGUCUAAACCCAAAACCCGAAGCUUCUUCUCAACGACAACGUCAACUUUGGCGGCGACGACGACAACUACCAACAACCAACGACCAACCAUUACUAACCAUCCACCAUCGCGAGUCUCCAUUUAUAUUAAUACAAAGCUGUGAAAAAAAUUUUAACGUCUAUCACCACCAUCAUCAGCAUCGUCACCUAAACUGCUAUAUAUUUGAUUCUAAGUCACUUUAUUGAUUUUAUUUAUCAAAAUGAGUGACAGUUAUAAUCGCGAUUAUACUAACAGAAGGAGACGUAGCGACAGUGGAAGUGGUGGCGGAGGUGGUAGUAACAGUGGAGGCGGUGGAGGUAGCACUAGAGGUGCUGGUAGUACCAGCGGGGGUGGCGGAGGAAGCCGCCGAGGAUUUGGAGGCGGUGGCGGAGGAGGUGGCGGCGGAGGAGGAGGUGGUGGAAGUUACAGAGGUUAUGGAAAUCGCAAAUAUGGAAGUGAUAGUAGAGAUAGACGUAAUGGUGGUGGAUAUCAACGUAAAGAAUGGAGUAAUUCUUAUCGCGAUAGUCGUGGAAGAGAUGGUUCACGUAGUAAUGGUUCUUAUCAUGGGAACUAUGAUCGACAGAGCACAACUGUCAUGCAUAUUCAGCAACAGCAUGUUGGUAAGAUUAUAGGACGUGGUGGUUCUAAUAUUAAAGAUCUUCAAGCUCAGAGUAAUGCUCGCAUUAAUAUUGAUAAAUCUGGGUACAGAGAUGGCAUUCCUGUUACAAUAACAGGAUCUCCGGAGGCUCGACAAAAAGCUAAACAUCUCAUUGAAGAUGUUAUUAAUGAUAGAUCAUCAUACGGCUCUGGAAAUGAUCGUGGAUCAUCUUACAGUUCAAGACGAAGUGAUCGAGGGCCUUAUUAAUGAUCCCCUGUCGUUUCAUUAUUAAAAAAAAAAAAAAAUAAGUGUGUAAAAAAAUGAAAAAGUAAAUAAUCUUUUUCAUCAAUUAUUUACAUAAAUCUUUUAAAAUAAUGGUAAUAAGCUAAAAUUAUAAUUUUUAUUAUUAUUAAUAUUACGGAAAAAAAAAUAAAAAAUAAGUACAGACAAAAAUACGAACUCAUCAUACAAUCCAAUCAUAAUAAGUAUUUUUAACAUAGUGGUAUAGUUAAACCAUCAUUUCAAUUCCGUGAAUAGAAAAUAAUAAUUUAUGAUUACUACAAGUAUGUACUAUCCAAUUUUUGUUUUUAUAAACGAUUAUACUGUAUGUCAAAUCUACUGUAAUAAUUAUUUUUUUUGUCCAUUGAAUAAAUUUAGAAAUAUAUCAAUUAUAAAUUAA
Messenger RNA from Cotesia glomerata, 1311 nucleotides. RefSeq names its product rRNA 2'-O-methyltransferase fibrillarin-like. Gene Ontology annotation, cellular component: cytoplasm; nucleus. Lineage: Eukaryota; Metazoa; Arthropoda; Insecta; Hymenoptera; Braconidae. The coding region runs from base 255 to 899 and encodes 214 amino acids. Gene Ontology annotation, biological process: regulation of gene expression. The record is from RefSeq and is a predicted model, not a curated record. Gene Ontology annotation, molecular function: mRNA binding. The transcript is spliced from 4 exons.